GAUACAGUGGAUACAGUGGCUGAUAGAUGAAACAGUGGAGGUCACUUGACGGGACGAUGAUGGUCAUCGAUCUGUCAUUGAACAAUAAAGUCACGCGCUCAGGAAUGGAGCACUUAUCGAGCGCGCGGAGCAUCGAUUUGAGUGGCACCGUCAUGCAGUUUUAAGCUCCUCCCCCAGACGCGCGCGUGUGUGUGUCUCUGUGUGUGUCUGCAGUACAGCAGGUUUAAAGCACUCUCAAAAGACUUGCUAUCGCAGCUGACUGAAGCCUGAGCUGUGCGGCACCAUGGCAACGGAGCGGCCCACCAAACUGCGCGUGUUCUCUCUCAACUGCUGGGGAAUUCGAUUCCUGAGUCAACAUUGUGCAGAGCGGUAUGAGAUGAUCGCUGAAUUGCUGGACAGAGAGCGGCAUGACGUCGCCCUGUUACAAGAAGUAUGGAGUGAGAGAGAUUUCCUUUUCCUGAAGAGAAAACUUUCCUCCUCCCAUCCUCAUACUCACUAUUUCAAGAGUGGAGUUAUUGGCAGUGGGCUCGCUGUUUUCUCCAAACACACAAUCCAAGAUGCACUGCUUUACCAGUAUUCUCUCAAUGGCUACCCAUAUAUGCUGUGCCAUGGCGACUGGUUUGGAGGGAAAGCAGUGGGAUUGGUCAUUGUAAACAUAUUUGGGUUGAAGGCACACAUCUAUGUUACUCAUUUACAUGCUGAGUACUCCAGGGCUCAAGAUGAAUACCUCCCCCACAGAACAGUGCAGUCGUGGGAACUACUGCAAUUUGUGCGCCACACAUCCUGUGAAGCAGACAUGGUGAUUCUGGGAGGGGAUUUAAAUAUGCACCCUAAAGACCUUGGGAACCGUCUCCUCAGAGCUCACACUGGACUCAGAGACUGCUUCACUGAAACAGACAAAUUUGAUGGGUGUGAAGAUGGCCACACUCUUAUAGCAGAUAAUCGCUUCACAAAGAAGCAAGAUCUUGUUCCCUUUGAGAAAGGCAUCAGGAUUGACUACAUUCUCAUGAAGGGCUCUAAGAGAGUGAACAUGAAAUGUGAGUCUCUGUCCACCACUAAGGGGUCAGUGGCUGAUAAACCCUUUCCAUAUUCGGAUCAUGAGGCCCUGAUUGCUGAUUUUGUCUUGAUGCAGUCAGAGGACAACAGAGAGCAUGGAGUGAGGACCACAGAGUACUCAGAUACUGCAGUCCCAAUAUCAGAACAGGUAGACUUGGUCUCAGAGGCUCGUGCAGUGGUAAAGGAAGGCCUAUGUCAAACAGAGGUCCUUCGUGCUAAAGCCAUGCAUCUGAUGGUUGGUGGUCUGCUGCUACUGCUGCUGCCCCUGCCUAUGGCCUUCCUGCCCUGCUUAUGCUCUGGAGACCCGUUCUCCUUCACCACCAUGGGCUUUCUGGGAGCUGUGUGCAUGAUUGUCCUGCUAUCCGGAGCUCUGCUCUACAUUCUCUUCACCACACACAUCAAAGUCCUGAAAGAGACUGAGGACCAGAUGAAACUGACCUCAAAUGAUCUCCAGACUAAACUGUCAGGGUGUAGGGUGUCAGGGUCUUCAUCCUCUGAUGGUUCUCCAGAGCACCAGCCCUUUAAAUGGGAGGAGUGAGUUUGUUCAGAUGGAGGUUGACUCCGAAGUGCUGGUCUGGGAUCAGGUUACUGUACCUCAGUGUUCCAUAAUAGCUAUUAGGAUAUAACUUGAAAAGCUGACUUAUGAUCAGUGCUCUGAGUCUAUACAUACCUCAACACAAUGAGUGAUGGCAUUAAUAAUGGAACUGGUGCUCCAUUUCUGAUGAACUGAAACUUAAAUGCAAAUGUUUUUGUGAGGGUGAUUAUUGAAUUCUAUGCUCGUAUAAUUGUUUCCCGAGCCCUCGAAGACACAUUCUGUUUGGAAAGUGUGCUUAAUGAUAUUUUAAUGUAACUCGAAAGAGACUUCAAUACAUUUUUAUCAGCUUGUUGUUGCAAAAGUAUUAAUAGCCUUUAGCAACAUGUUUUAAGCAUUUAAAUCUGUUCAAUCAUUUAAUCAUAAAUAAAUCAACACAAUUGUAAAAUGAUUUUGUUCUUGUUCAAAGUGACACAAGGAUCUUAAAAGCCAUGAUUUUCCACCUGGUGUCUGUGGAGAAAUAUUCAGCAUGGAACCUAUAUGAUUUUCUUUAGAAAAUAUACAGUAUAUGAUCUAUAUAUUUCAAAAUGUAUUUCUAGUACAUUGAUGAUCUGUUUUGCAUUAUAGAAAUAAAUUAUCUUUGUUAAAUUUUUUAAUGAAUGUUAUAAAGUAUUAUAGGAAAAUGUCAAUUGGGGUCGCUGUGUCUAUAAAUGUUAAAAAGGAACAUUGCGGGUUUAGUCAAGUUAAGCUAUAUUGAUGGCAUCUGUUGCAUGCUGGCGAUUACUACAGAGAGUUAUUUCCACCCAUCUCACA
Molecule: messenger RNA, 2401 nt
Organism: Xyrauchen texanus (razorback sucker)
Lineage: Eukaryota; Metazoa; Chordata; Actinopteri; Cypriniformes; Catostomidae
Product: sphingomyelin phosphodiesterase 2-like
Exons: 11
Coding region: 284-1594 (436 amino acids)
Cellular component (GO): cytoplasm
Molecular function (GO): sphingomyelin phosphodiesterase activity
Source: RefSeq, a predicted model, not a curated record